UGGUGAGAGCAGGGUAAAAGUACUAAAAAAAUGUUGCCGCUCCACAACACUGGGACGGACUGAAUGGAGGCAACGCUGUCAGCGAGCGGAGAUAAUAAAUCCGUCUGCCGUGUACCGCGACACACACCGGUAAGCAGAAAUACAAGAGCGGCUUGUUGACUUCUCCGUAAACGUCCAGCCCUCGGCCUCCCCAUGCCUCCAUCUCCCCUUGACGACAGAAUUGUGGUGGCGCUGCCAAGGCCGAUCCGACCUCAGGAACUCCAACUGCGCCUGGACACCAGCUACCUGGACUCUAUCGCCACCAGCAGCAGCAGCAAGACCGUCAUCAGCACCACCGUGGUGAAGAUCCGGGCGACGGCCAAUCUUGUAACGUAUAUGCCCUCAUCCAAGGGCUCCACGCGCUCGUUGUCGUGUGGAUGCAGCAGUGCCAGCUGCUGCUCUGUGACUACCUAUGAGAAGGACAGCCAGAGCCUCAGCCACAGCCAGGUGAGCGCCAGCAGCCCCAACCUCAGCUAUGCCGGGCCCCCCACUCCUAUGGUCAGCCACCAUGAAGUAUUAAGCGCUCCCAGUCUCACCCCUGGCACCCCGAAGGCCCUGUCAGCCGUGAGGGUCAUCCACCCCAACGAGCUGGCCAAGCGGAUGACCUGCUGCCCCAUGGGACACCCCGUGGGGCCUGUGCCGGUCAUCAUCGACUGCCGGCCCUUCAUGGAGUACAACAAGAGCCACAUCCGGGGGGCCGUGCACAUCAACUGCUCGGACAAGAUCAGCCGGCGGCGGCUGCAGCAGGGCAAGAUCACUGUGCUGGACCUCAUCUCCUGUCGCGAGGGCAAGGACUCUUACAAGGGCAUCUUCUCCAAAGAGAUCGUGGUUUACGAUGAGAGCACCACGGACCCCAACAGGCUGACAUUCUCCCAGCCACUGCAUGUGGUCCUGGAGUCACUGAGGAGGGAGGGCAAGGACCCCAUCAUCCUCAAAGGAGGCCUUAGCAGCUUCAGACAGAGCCACGAGAACCUGUGCGAGCACUCGCUGCACCUCCACGAAGGCCUGGACACCGGCGCAGCUGCUGGCCUGACGGGGGCGCUACCUCACUCCCUGCCCUCCACCCCAGACAUUGAGAACGCAGAGCUGACACCAAUCCUGCCCUUCCUCUACCUGGGGAACGAGCAAGACGCUCAGGACAUCAACCUGCUGCAGCGCUUCAACAUCGGCUACAUCCUAAAUGUGACCACCCACCUGCCGCUCUACCACUACGACACGGGCCUCUUCAUCUACAAGCGCCUCCCCGCCACAGACAGCAACAAGCAGAACCUGCGGCAGUACUUCGAGGAGGCGUUUGAAUUCAUUGAGGAAGCACACCAAGCAGGUAUGGGCCUCCUGAUCCACUGCCAGGCAGGCGUUUCUCGUUCAGCCACCAUCGUGAUCGCCUACCUGAUGAAGCACACCUGGAUGACCAUGACGGACGCCUACAAGUUUGUCAAAACCAGGAGGCCCAUCAUCUCCCCGAACCUCAACUUCAUGGGCCAGCUGUUGGAGUUCGAGGAGGACCUCAACAACGGAAUAACGCCACGUAUCCUCACACCAAAGCUGAUUGGUGUGGAAACCGUCGUCUAAGCGAACCCUUCGACUCGACGCUCACACUCGUACUCACUCUCACUGCUCCUCAAGAGAGAACGGCUGCUCCGGGAGCUGGUUUGGAGCGUGAGAGCCGCUGUAUUCUUCUUGAAUCUCCUCAUGCUCAUCUUGGACUCUCUGGAGUGCCAAAGCUCUGGGUCAGUGGUGAUGAGAAAUGCCAAAAAUCCCUACUGUUUGGACCUGGCCGAAGUCCCGGAGGAGAAGAUGAGUUAGAGCGAUAGAGAGGGGAGGCGGUCAGUGGGAAGCUUUCCAUUUGUGACCGCAGAGGAGCAAACACGAGGGGAAAGAAAAUCGGUUUGGAAAAGAUACUCUAUGUGCUUUGGGGCAAUUACUGAGAAGAGGAACUCUUAAAGCUCACACUGUGGCACACAGUUUAUGUUUGCGGACUCAGGCGGGGUUGGCCACGGCAGUGCCUGUCAAAAAGAAAAAAAAAAAGAAGACGACUUGUUUGGUGUGUUAAUGUUGUUGUUCUAUUUUUAUACAGGGGUUUAUGGGGGUGACCAUGACAAGCCCACAGCGGCUUACUGUGCAAUAAUUUCAGAGUGGAAUGCAACUGAGACCUUGAUCUUAUGUGUAUAUAUCGGUAAUGAUUACAAAACAUUUCCAGCUCUUUGCUGAAAUGCCAUUUUGAUGUUAAUGUAAUUACUGUUGUUAGGUUCUGUAUGUUUUACGGUGCACACAGUUAUGCUGUAAUAUUUGGCGCAGGCGUGUACGAGAGACAGAAAAAAAAAGGAGGGUUUUAUUUUUUGAGUGCAGCUUGUGGGUUUAUGUCGGUCAUCUGUGUAUUUGCAAAAUACACAAACACAAAUUCAUAGUUCGUGUGUGUGCUUCUUUGUUUUGCCAUUCCUGCAUCCACAUAUGCAUAUAUUUUAGCAAUAUAUAUAUAUUACCAGACAGCCAUAAGAGCUUUUUUUUAUGCACGGCUGCUGGCAGAGGAAAGAACACGUUGAAAUUAUCAGUGAAUAUUGUAAAACAGGGCUACUGGUGAUGUUUAAUGUAACAGAACGGAGAAAGUUCACUGCCUGCCUGUUUUCUCCUCUGUUCGUUUUGCUCCCAUUCAUCCGUGAGCCAGAUCUGUCGUAAUGCACUCUACUGUGUCCCUAUGUAGCUGUGUGUGUGUGUGUGUGUGUGUGUGUGUCAGUGCCCAAAACUUUGAGCUAUGAUUUGUCCGUUGUUAGGUAGCAGAGUUGAGGUACAGACUUCAGUCACCUCCUCCCAUGGGUGCAGUGUGACGGUGGUGGUACAGCAGAGCAGUGUGACCCUUGUCUAAUCUUUUGCAGCUCUCCGUCGCUGACACUAAGCUACAGUUAAGUGAGCUCUCCUGCCUUGCAUAGGCAAGCGCUGCUGUCACGUGCUGUUCUAGUGCCUCUAUCGAUGCCUUAAUCCAUGUGUCACCACUGGGCCUGCGCAUGGCACACCAUCACGUGCAGACGAAUGCAGAGCGAGGUCGAACUUCAGCUCCCAGACAACAGCUCCUCUUGGUCUUUGUGUGACGUACAAUUUUAACUUCUAAAAAGAUUAUUUCUGCUGUUCCCGAUUCAUAUGCAGAAGUUCUGAAAAUUUGCAUUCACAGAUGCUGAAAAGCCUUGAGGUGAAGAUGCUCCUUACGUAAUUCUGAUCUCUUGGUGGCAUUUGAAGGGGAAUCUGAACACCACCGUGAAUUGUAAAUCGACUCCGCACUAAAUAGUAGUGGCUUAGCGAGUAUAUGCACACACACAAAGUUUACCCUCAUCCUGUUGCAUCUGAAUAUACUCACCUUUGAUUACAACAGCUACGUGUAGACAGAUCUGCGGAGAAAGGCUAAAAAAAAAAAAAAAGCUCAACUUGCUAGUGCUUCCUCUUCAUGCCUUUAGCUCGGUGUUAGCUGAAGGCAUGAAAAAGAAGCGCUGCACAUGGCAGAUUUUUUGCACUGUUGCCAAACUGAAUCUAAAUUUUGCAUUUCAGCUUAGCCAUUUUUUACACACUUGACUGUCUUGACUUUUGAUGGUUGUAGUGAAAAUUCUAAAAAGGGAACCUUCUUAGCACCCAGGUGGGAUGCAUGUUUUUUAAGGUGUAGUUCACACGCCUUUUCAACCAUCUGUGUAUCACUUAGCACACAGUAUGAAGGCCAUGUCUUGUUGAAAUGUGUGCACAGCGAUAUAUAGAGUGAGCAUUUAAACUGAAUUUUAGAGAUCAGUGUUGUGUGAAAGCCUUGAAUCUCAAAAAUGUUAAUUUUCCUUUCCAAACUGAGAAAAAUAGCUUUGUUUUAGCCUCAAACGCAUCACACAACUGCACAUCUUCAACCCGAUUGGUUGUGAUUUGAUAAACCCAAGGGCUGUCAACACAUAUAAGAGCACGUAGUCCUUCAGCUGAAGCUUAAACAUGAAAUUCAGACCAAAAAAAAACAAAACAAAAUGAGGAGAGCAAGGUCUCCAUCCAAUAUUUUGUAGUUCCUACCAAGCUGAAUGGAAGCCGCUUCCUCACAAAUGAUGGUUUCUGUUCUGUUUCUGUCUGGAUUGUCUUCAGCUCUCCAUUGUGUGCAUGAAAAUAAAGGCAUAAAAUGAAGCACAGGGCUAACAAUAUCAUUGUCAAAGCACCAGAAACCGUGUUUAUUUUGCAGCGCAGCCUCUGUGAACCAUCAUAUCUUCAAAAGUACAUCUGAAUCCAGACGUUUGGAAAGCGAUCACGUGCGUCUCUGUCAGCCAGACGAAGGAGAAUGCGAGGACUUUUCAGAGCGUAGUGAAUACACAGUGCACUCUUUAAGGCUUUACAACACCGACAUUCACAACAAUAAGCUUCAACAAUCCCUCAUGUGAAAAUUCAUGCUAUGCAAAUGAAAUUGUAACAGGUUUCGUCUUUAACCGACGGUCAUGAAAAGUGUUUUGUGGGGUCUUUUUCGAGCAUGAAUAACAGUUUGCAGCCUCAGACUAAAGCCAGUUUUCUAUGUGAGACUUAAUGACAGAGAAGUUAAAAAAAAAAAAAAGUUUGUGUGGCGACGUGUCCUCACUUGUAUUUUUGUUGCUGUUGUCAUUGGUGUCUACUGGUGCUCCACAAUAUAUCGGAAUAUGAUAAAAGGUAUAUAAUAACAAUUUACCACAUGUUUGUAGCUUGUGCAUUUAUAUUGAGUGAUUUGCAAAAACAAAAAAAAGAGUGCUUAUCAUCUGAGCCAAUGUUAUAUAACAAUAAUGUACCUUUUCGUCCCAUCUGCUGGUUCCUACAACCGCAGCGGCACAUGGCUUUUUGUAUGUUAUUAUCUAUUUGACUGAACAAUGUAACCGUCAUACUGUAAAAUACUCUCUGGUUGGAAAACGAAGCAUGCUGUGUGCUCCUGGUCUGUGAGGGACACUCACAGUCAUUAUGGUGCUGUUUGUCUUUUCCCACACUGCUCUUUCUGUAGAGGUCAUAGCCUGAUUGACAGCUCCAAGAGGCAUCUGGGUAUCUGUUCCCUUUUAUUUGGAAACACGGUUCUGUAUUAGAACAAUAUCAAGCUGUCAUAUUUGAUGUGCACUCUUUACGACUAGACUUGUUUAAGAGUCUGCUUUGGGCUCAGAGGCUCCGGCGGAAAUGGGCUUCGCUCUACAAGUCUCUGUAUCUUUCUUUGUGUCUGUAGUCAACGGUCAAGUAUAUACAGUAUAUAAAUAUAUAUCUAUUUUCUUUGUAUGCAUAUAUUCAUUACUAUUUUUGCACUGACCUACGGACAGAUGGAUUUAUUUUUUUCCACAAAGGGUGCUAUUAUAACGGAGGCCUUCUCCCACACCUUUUUGCAUGACUUGCUCAAAAUUCCUCAACCGGUCUGUCAUCUCUCCUACUCUUCUCCUACUACUCCUUGAACUGUUGCAAUUGAAGCACUGUAAUUUUGUAAUCCCUACUUGUGAGCUUUGAAAUAAACAGGGAGGCUUCAAGUUUG
Molecule: messenger RNA, 5518 nt
Organism: Chelmon rostratus (copperband butterflyfish)
Lineage: Eukaryota; Metazoa; Chordata; Actinopteri; Chaetodontiformes; Chaetodontidae
Gene: dusp10
Product: dual specificity phosphatase 10
Exons: 4
Coding region: 193-1611 (472 amino acids)
Biological process (GO): protein dephosphorylation; negative regulation of JUN kinase activity
Cellular component (GO): cytoplasm; cytosol
Molecular function (GO): MAP kinase tyrosine/serine/threonine phosphatase activity; protein tyrosine/threonine phosphatase activity
Source: RefSeq, a predicted model, not a curated record